AUGAGAACGGUAAGGCUGGGAAGAAUCGUGACGCCUGCACUGAAAGAAAGAAGGCACACAUACGCUAUAAUUGUUGGCAUCAUCGAUGUGACGUUUGUGCUGCUUCAGAGAAAGGAUGGCGAGCGAGAGAUAUGCUCUGUCGCGAAUCUCCAUCUCGAGGACGAGGCAUUCGACAUCAAGGGCCUCAGUGCGGAGGAAAUAGGAAAGCUCAUCCCAGAAGACACCUAUAUUGAGGAUACGACCAACGACUUCGACAGGUUCAAGCUGAAGCUCAGGAAGAGAGUAGAGGAAGAGCUUCUAAAAGAGAAAGGGCUGGCAUGA
Messenger RNA from Encephalitozoon cuniculi GB-M1, 321 nucleotides. RefSeq lists its product as uncharacterized. Bases 1 to 321 code for a protein of 106 amino acids. The transcript has 2 exons. Lineage: Eukaryota; Fungi; Microsporidia; Unikaryonidae. The record is from RefSeq and is marked provisional.